Molecule: messenger RNA, 657 nt
Organism: Sodiomyces alkalinus F11
Lineage: Eukaryota; Fungi; Ascomycota; Sordariomycetes; Glomerellales; Plectosphaerellaceae
Product: isochorismatase domain-containing protein
Exons: 2
Coding region: 1-657 (218 amino acids)
Source: RefSeq, a predicted model, not a curated record
AUGUCAAUGUCCAGCCAACCCCCAGCACCACAGCGUCGCUUCAAGCGACCCGUCGUCUUCGUCUGCGACAUCCAGGACAAAUUCCGCACGACCAUCUGGAACUUCGACAAAAUGGUCCUCACGGCCGCCAAGGUCCUCCGCGCAGCCCACAUCCUCCGCCUCCCCGUGCACACGACGACCCAGAACCGCGCGCGCCUGGGCGACACCGUCCCGGAGCUCGCCGCCCUGCUGACCCCGCGGGCCGACGGUGGCGCCCUGGUCCACCCGCCGGUCGACAAGACGCGGUUCAGCAUGUGGGUGCCCGAAGUGGCGGCGCAGCUCACCAGCGACGCAGACGCAAAGGCAGAUGCAGACGGACCGGCGGAGGUGAUCCUCGUGGGCAUCGAGGCGCACAUCUGCGUCACGCAGACGGCGCUGGACCUCUUGGCGAAUGGGCACAAGGUGUAUGUCCUCGCGGACGGGGUGAGCAGCUGCAACCGCGAGGAGGUGGGGGUUGCGCUGGCGAGGUUGAGGGCGGAAGGGGUGACGGUUACGACGAGCGAGAGCGUGAUGUACGAGCUGAUGGGCGAUGCGAAGGUGGCGGAGUUUAAGCAGAUUGUGGGGCUUGUCAAGGAUACGAGUGCGCAGACGAGAGAUGUUUUGCAGUCUUUGUUGUAG